GAGGGAUAACUCAGUUGGUUAGAGCUUCCAUCCCGGUUUCAGGUGAUUCUGGGAUCGAUUCUCAUCCCCCGCUCUUGUGGCUCAUUCGCAAAAUAAAUAAAUAAGGAUACGGAUGUUAGAGGUUUGGACCGAUAAACAGCCCUAAGGAGUAAGGGCCAUCUCAUAAACAUUGUGAACGCAAGAACAUGAUCUCGAGAACCGAAGAUCAAAAAAAACAGACACACGUCCAUCCCUCAACUGGCAACAAAUUCAAACUCCCAACAAGUGGAGUUCCACUACCAAACCCUCCUCCAAAUUAACCCAAAAUUCAAUGUCUUUUCACAUUUUAAACCCAACAUUUUCACAUUUUCUCCAAUAUCUGCUCAGAUUUUGUUGGAAUAAAAAAAUCAAAUUUUCCCAGAAAUAAAUUCCACCCAUUCUGCUCAUAUUCUGGCAAUUCUUAAUGUAAAUAGUUUCUGAGAAACCCAGAAAAAUCUUCAGAUAACUCCCGAGGAUUCGCAUAAAUGUCUGCUGAAGAAGAGAAUUACAAGAGGCAGAGAUUUUAUAUUGAACUUAAACCUGGUGAGACCACCAUUAUUUCUUGGAAGAAGUUACUCAGAAAAGCGACGGAGAAGGAUCAACGUGGACCCCACUUACCUUCUUCUUCAUCUUCAACUGCCCUUGAAACUUCCAGAAGAGUUAUGGACGGGUAUCAUGAUGGCGGACAGUACAAUGAUUCUUUCAUUAGGAAUAAAAACGCCAAACAUAUAAAUAGAGUCACGUCAUCAGGGCGAAGAGUAAAAAUAACAAAAAUUGGAUGUGAUAAGAAUGAUGAUCAUUCAUCAAUUAAACACGCAGAAGCGGAGAAGUUGAGUGCAAAGGCCACUUCCAAGACUAGCAGUCUGUUGGAUGAGACUUUAAGGUGCUCUAGCUUUAGCUCACAUGCUAUGGUAAAAGAUCAUCGACCUGAAGAACUGCAACUAUUUACAGUAGAUGCCCCUGUCUUGACCAGUUCAGAGAAGUCUGCCAGUGUUUGCAGUAAAUCCAAAUGUCCUCCUCUAAAUGCAAUUGAGGAUGCUUCUGUGUUUCCACUAAAAACAACGCAUAAUGUCCAGAAAAAGACUCCAAAUAUCUCUUCUGAGGAAAUAAAAGUGGGAGUUGGAAGUGAUUCGUCUGAUGUUGUGCAUCAGAACUUCGAGGGUAGAUGUGUUCCUGUUAAGAACAGCCCUACAUCUGGUAUAUUGAUGCGCGAUAAAGUAUCUUCCAAAAGUCGUCAUAACGACAAGAGUGGUGGAAGUUGGGGACAUGUUGAUGCUGUUUCACUGGGCUACAAGUCUUCAUUGAAAGAUUCACUUGCAAAGUUACGGCCGGAAAAAGUCAUGGAUCACCAUACUUUGACAGAAGCACUCAGCAGAGCAAAAAGUAUAAGAGCAUUAGCUGAUCAAAUUCUGAGUCGAAACAUGGUGGAUGAUGUUUUGAGAAAUCCUGACCGAAUUCCUUGUCAGAAGAGGAAAGUUACAGAAUCAAGCAACAACACUAAUCCCAUCCCGUCUUGUCCCCGGAAGAAAGCUCCUAAGAAACCAUCAGCAGAGCAUCCAAUCAUACAAACCAAGAGUUCUUGUCCACUUACAAAGAGUGUCAAACCGACUUCAAAGCAGAAGCAGCAGAUCCCAGAGAAAACAAACCUGAAAGUCAGAUUCCUAUUGAAGCAACAGGAGCAUCAAACUCUCAAAUCUAACGAGCAAUCUGCCAAAGACGCAUUGAAUCACUCAAGAGUUGCCGCUUCUCUGACGUUCAAUCAACCGAGUUGACAUAUAUGCCCAUAUCCUGUGAAUAAUCCUGUAUUCCUGUGUGUAGCUUAAUUUGUACGGAGUAGUAAUUACUUAGGCUAAUGAUAUCCCACAGGACAACACCAUGCUUAAUUUAGGUCGGUAAAUGUAAGAUUAGGGGGGGGGGGGGGGGGGGAUUUUGGCACGCUUUUUCCGGUUUCACUAACAGUUGUCCUUGCCGGGAAAUUUUGGUGAUUCGGCUAUCUUAUGGUUAUGACUCUUUUGAAGCUCCUUAAUUUGCAGGUAUGUACACAUUGUUUUGUUGAUGUAGUGAAAUUAGUGAUACGGAGCAGUUAAAUUAGUUAUACUUCGUAUUUGGUUUGUGAUUUGAA
Spinacia oleracea (spinach) is the source of this 2140-nucleotide messenger RNA. RefSeq lists its product as uncharacterized. The record is from RefSeq and is a predicted model, not a curated record. Bases 504 to 1790 code for a protein of 428 amino acids. Lineage: Eukaryota; Viridiplantae; Streptophyta; Magnoliopsida; Caryophyllales; Amaranthaceae. The transcript is spliced from 6 exons.